Racocetra persica is the source of this 883-nucleotide messenger RNA. Lineage: Eukaryota; Fungi; Glomeromycota; Glomeromycetes; Diversisporales; Gigasporaceae. The record is from the annotation of a GenBank genome assembly.
AUGCCGUGUUAUGCUGAUACGAUCGUAAGAAUUAAGUAUGUGAAACAAAAUGUGAAAGAAGAUUCUGAUUUGUUGGUGGUGUGGGCUAUUGGUACAUAUCCUAUUGAACGUGAAGAUUAUGAUAUCGAAUUGGUUUUAUUUGUGCCGGUUAAUUUGAAUGAUAGAGAUUUCGAAACUCAAGCUGUUUUUGAGAAGGAUAAUUUUUUUUCCGUUGGAGGCAAAAUUGUGCCUGGUUAUUAUAAUGGAAAUAAGAGAGCGAAGAUGACAGUUUCAACGUCUACGCAUGUAACUAUUCUUAACAAAGUUGUUGAAUCCAAUAAGUGUCCUUUGAAGAUUUCUUUGGUCGGAGUUCCGCAAGAAAUGCCUAGUGAUGUGAAGGAUGAUGUUAUUGUCAAAGUUUUGAUAACUGACUAUAUCGAUACUAUUCAUCCUCAAGAAUCAUUGGUUUUCGUAGUUGGUCAGUUGGAGAUUAUCGACAAUGAAUUUUACGUGUAUGCUAAGAAUAUUAAUUAUGUUGAUACAAAAUUUAUUGUCAAGAAAAAAUGGUUUAAAAGUGGUUCUCAAAAAUUUUCAGCAUCUCAAAAUAGUAUUUGGUCAAAACUUCUGGCUACUCAUCAAAAUAUUUCUGAAAACUCCAAGGAUAAUUUAGAACGUGAAACUUUAUCUUCAGUUAAUUCUGGUGAUUUUGUGGAUAAAUCUGAAAUGAGUUGUUCUUAUUCAUUGAAACGUACGCGAAAUGAUGAUUUGGAAAAUUCUGUUGAAGAUUUGGACGCUAAUCAAAUGGGUUUCGAGUCUUGUGAUUUAGAAAGUAAUGAUUUAGUUGAUUCUGAUCAAGAAGAAGAAAUUGGUAGGCCAGUUAAGAAGAGAGCUUUGCGUAAAAACG